CACUUCCACCACCUCUCGUCAUCAAUUUGCCACACUGCCCUCCUCUAUCUGUCCUGGCAAUGCUGAACGAUAAUUAGUCCUCUCUUUCCAUGCUUAAUCGCCCGUAGGCAUGUAUGUACCGUAAUAAGCCCCCUCUCUCCAUCCUUCAUUGUCCAUAGGUAUUGUCCCGUCUUCGGGGAUCUCCCUGCAGCCUUUACCGGCUGUACCGUGACCUGGCCAGUGACCCACCCCAUAGCGGUGACCCGAGCCCUCCCUGACCUUUCCCGGCCGCACUUAGACCCAGUGUCAUACACGGCGUUUGUGACCCGGGCAGUGACCCUCCCGACGCAUGGUGAUAGUCUAUCCAGGACCCCUCCCCCAACGGUGGUGACCCGGCCAGUCAGUGACCCCGGCAGUCGAGCCGUGACCCGCCCGGCGGCGUUGACCCGGGCGGGGACGGUCACCUGUCCACUCGAUGCCGCCAGUCGCGGCGAAUCCCCCCCCCCCCGCCCCCUGGUCGGUGACCGGUACGCGUGCAGUGUGCUCCAGAUGAGCCGGGCCGCCGGCCGCGCCGCGGGUCUCUGAAGGUCAGCAGCCGGCGGCGGGCCGAGCGGCGACGCCUCCUAUAAGGGCGCCGGCCGCCGGGCCAGCAGCACACUCGGCAGUGGUUGUGGUCCGCGAUCGGACCUCCGUGAUCUCCUCAGUCACUUCACUCAGAAUCAGGAUGGUGCGCACCGCCCUGCUCGUGCUGCUGGCUGUGGCGGCCGCCUCGGCCCAGUACGAUCUGCCCGGCGGCUACCUGCCGCCCCAGUGUCCGCCGGCGCCGGCUCCCGUCACAAAGACCGAGGUGCAGUACGUGACGCGCACUGUGGUUAAGCCCGUGGUGCGCCCCGAAGUCCGCUACACCACCAAACAGGUGGUCUCGUCGCGGGUGGUGCCCUCUGAGAUCGUGUCGACGGUCGUCACCCAGCAGCCCACCUACGUGUACCGCACUGCCGUCGUCACCAAAACCGAGCUGCGCUACAGCACGAGCGUCGUCCAGAUCCCCGGACAGAAGCGCGUCGUUCAGAACACCCUCACCAAGCCGGUGAACAAGGAGGUGGUGACUGACGUCUACCGGACCGUGUACACGACCCUGGUGCAGCCGACCACCCUGGUCAAGACCAGCAUCGUCACCAAGGUGAACGUGGAGAGCAAGUACGUGCCCAAGUACAUGCAGGCGGUGACGACGGUGGUGGUGCCCGGCCCGACCGUGUACCUCACCAAGACGAAACAGGUGGUGCGCACCAGCGUGGAGCCGCGCCAGCAGCCGGCCGUCUACCGCACCAAGUACGUGACGGCCUACACCAGCGUGUACCGUACCGUGCCCGUGCCGGGACCCACCGAGACCUACGUCCGCACCGUCUACCAGACCAAGCCGGUGGUGCGCACUGAGGUGCGCUACAGCACCCAGGUGCUCACCAAGACGGUGCAGCAGCGCGUGCCGGUCGAGGUGACGGUGACGAGCACUCAGUACACCACCCAGGUGGUGCCGCGGGUGAUCUACAGUACCAAGUACGUGCCGCAGUACUACACCAAGACGCAGAUUGUGGACGUGCCUCGUGUGGUGACCGUCACCAACAUUCGCACAAUCAGCAGCCGCGUGCCGGCCUACCCUGUUUACCGGACCAAGUACAGCACGGGCGUCCAGUACAGCACGGUGCCGGGCCAGGUGCGCCAGCAGGUUCAGUACAAAACCGUCACCGACUACACCACCAUCUACAGCACGGCCACCCGCGUGGUGCCCCAGUACACCACCAAGACGGAGACCGUGAAGAAGCCGUGCGGCUACAGCUACCCCGAGCCCAGCAACCCUCUCCGCUUCUAGACGGGGAUCCGGACGGCCAGUCGGCGGGCUGGCCGGUCGCAGAGGGGCCGACCGGUCGCUGACGGACGCAGUCGUCCCCAGCGGCCGGCCGGAGCGGAGGGAUAUUUAUUGGCGUACCAGUCUGAAAUUUCCAGCCAACGUGAUGCAGCGCUAACAGCAAACAUCAGGCCCCUGCUGGGGCGGCGACAGACAUCAACAACACGAGUGGAUCCGGUUCUCAUUGUCGAGAAAAUGCUUCAUUUGAUAUGACAAACGCUCCAAAUUUGUUACGCGUUUGUACUGUACAUGAGUGAAAUAUAUGGUCUGUCAAAUA
Amphibalanus amphitrite is the source of this 2159-nucleotide messenger RNA. RefSeq lists its product as uncharacterized. The transcript has 2 exons. The record is from RefSeq and is a predicted model, not a curated record. The coding region runs from base 704 to 1846 and encodes 380 amino acids. NCBI's taxonomy places the organism in Eukaryota, Metazoa, Arthropoda, Thecostraca, Balanomorpha, Balanidae.